GUCAGUUGCAUUAAUAAGAGAGAGCUUUUAAAACAUGUCGUUGAAUGAGAAACUUUCCCAAUUUUCGGAAAAUUCUGAAACGAAGAAGGGAACAUUUCGUCACAAAUGGAUCCCUAUUUUGAAGUCUAUCUCCGUAGAGCCGGCCAUCCUUUGUACCAUGACGUCCUGCUUAAUGACGCAUCUAAUCAGUCAAAAUCUCUACCUGGAGAAUAUCUGUCUCGUCGACAGAAACAAUUCUGGCAGCAUAUGCGAAGAGAUUGUCAAAGUAAAUGAGACAUUUGCGGAUGAAGAAGUAGAAAUUCAAAAGAUUUUUAGUCAAAAUCAAACCUAUCGUGCCAUCCUAGAUAAUGCUUUACCACUAAUCUUCAUAAUGUUUGUGGGGCCAUGGAGUGACCACUACGGGAGGAAGAUCCCCCUCCUCUGUAGCACCCUGGGAUGGAUGACUUAUCCCAUUUUGACGAAUUUUCUCUCCUCCAGGAUGUAUACGAUGGAUCCUGUUCUUCUCAUGCUAUUGGCAGGAAUUCCACAAUGUUUAAUGGGGAGCACGUUUGGACUCAUGAUGAGUGCAAAUAGUUAUAUCUGCGACAUAUCGAACAGUUACACGAGAACGGUACGGCUCGGAAUCUUAUUCGCAUGCUUUAAUCUCGGCCUCCCAAUAGGAUUUUCGCUGGCUGGGCAGUCUAUUCGGAGGGGGUGGGGAUAUUCGAAGAGUUACUGGAUUUCUGCUGUCAUUGGGGCCGUCGGUGUCAUCAUAGUCUUCUUGAGGGUGAAGGACGUCGAAUAUUCGGAACGAAAAAGAAAUACUAAUCUCUCUCAGAAUGACCAGCAAGAAGAAAAUAUUGAAUCUGAACUGAAAAUGGGAGAAAAAUCGGAGAAAGUUCCCGGACUUUUGGCCGCGAUUAACCCGAAGAAUAAUUUUUAUCAAGUAUUACGCUUUCCGUUUAGGCGACGAGAAGAUUACGACCGUCUAAAGAUAUGGUUGCUGUUGAUCGCUUUUACAUUCGCAUCAGCCCCAUAUCACGGUGAAUUUCCAUUGAUGUAUGUUUUUCUCCGAGAAAGACUAAAUUGGGAUGCGGUCGAAUAUGGCGACUUUUCCACGUACCCUUCCUUCAUUUCUGUGGCAGGAGUCAUACUUUCGAUGGGAAUAUGCUCAAAAUUGUUAAAACUAUCCGAUCAAAUGGUCGGAUUUCUUGGAGGAAUUAGCCAAUUUGGUGGAUGCAUUCUCUAUGCUGUAGCCAUUAAUAAGGUCAUGAUGUAUUUAGCCCCCGCCGUGGACAUGAUGAACGGAACGAUGAUCGUGGUGUCGAGGUCCAUGAUGUCCAAGCUUGUCCUACCAGGUGAAAUUGGGACACUCAUGUCGCUAAUUUCUAUUUUAGACGUGUUAACACCGCUUUGUACGGUUCCACUUUACUCGGCCGUGUAUCGCUGGACUGUCGCAACCUUCUCGGGGUCGUUUAUCAUCCUUUCCGCCGUACUUACGGUCCCACCACAACUCAUUUUCAUUUGGUUCUUGUGGAAGAAAAAUUCACCCGAAAAGCGUCCCAACAAACCCACAUGUGGAAAUUACCAAAUCCAAUGAAAAUUUUAUGUCCAGGCGUCAAUUACCAAAGUGAAAGUAAGCGCGUGUCGAAUUUUUGAAUCUCAUAGUUAAGAAAUUGAAAUUAUUUAUUUGCAUAUAUUUAUCUAUUUAUAUCCUAGACUUACAGCAGAACUUUGUUAGAACAGAUUUGAUAACAUACUUAUUAGCUAGAGUAAUCAUUUGUUCAGGGAUUCGGUAACAAACUAAAUACAUAUGCACAAAUCUAUGUAAAA
Messenger RNA from Folsomia candida, 1812 nucleotides. Its product is annotated as proton-coupled folate transporter. Bases 35 to 1579 code for a protein of 514 amino acids. Gene Ontology annotation, molecular function: transmembrane transporter activity. The record is from RefSeq and is a predicted model, not a curated record. Gene Ontology annotation, biological process: transmembrane transport. Gene Ontology annotation, cellular component: membrane. The transcript is spliced from 7 exons. Lineage: Eukaryota; Metazoa; Arthropoda; Collembola; Entomobryomorpha; Isotomidae.